Molecule: messenger RNA, 2913 nt
Organism: Caenorhabditis bovis
Lineage: Eukaryota; Metazoa; Nematoda; Chromadorea; Rhabditida; Rhabditidae
Source: the annotation of a GenBank genome assembly
AUGUCGCAGCAGACAGCCAAGAAUUUCUAUCAAGUCGUCAAAUCGGCACCCAAAGGAAGAUUCAAGGGAAUCAAACGCGAUUAUAAGAUUGAAGACGUGCUUAGACUUCGCGGAUCGAUUGAUAUCGAAUACACAUUGGCGACGAGAGGAGCGAACAAGUUAUGGCAAUUGCUGCACACAGAGAACUUUGUGCCUGCUCUCGGAGCCCAGACGGCCAAUCAGGCGGUUCAGAUGGUCCGCGCUGGAUUGAAGGCCAUCUACCUGUCGGGAUGGCAAGUUGCUGCCGACGCGAACACCGCUGGAGACAUGUAUCCCGAUCAGUCGCUGUAUCCAGCCAACUCGGGACCUGAACUCGCGCGCCGCAUCAACCGAUCAUUGCGCAGAGCCGACCAGAUCGAGGCGUGCGAAGCCGAGGACUUCCUGGCGCAACGCGAUUGGUAUGCACCGAUUGUCGCCGACGCAGAAGCCGGUUUCGGUGGCGCGUUGAAUUGUUUUGAAUUGAUGAAGGCCUAUAUUGAAGCCGGCGCCGCCGGUGUUCAUUUCGAAGAUCAAUUGGGUUCGGAGAAGAAAUGCGGUCAUAUGGGUGGAAAGGUGCUCAUUCCUACUGCGCAGCACAUUCGCCAUUUGAACGCCGCUCGACUCGCCGCCGAUGUUUGCGGUGUGCCGACGAUCAUCGUUGCCAGAACUGACGCCGAAUCGUCACGUCUAUUGACAUCGGAUAUUGAUGAACGCGAUCAUCCAUACAUCGAUUAUGAUGCUGGAAGAACGUUGGAAGGAUUCUAUCGGCUUAAGGAUUCGACAGCCAUCAAGUAUUGCAUUGAGCGCGGAAUUCAAUACGCUCCGUACUGCGAUCUCAUCUGGAUGGAGACUUCGCAUCCAACCAUCGCUGAUGCUCGCGAGUUCGCUGAAGGCGUUCGCCGCGAGUAUCCGGACAAGAUGUUCGCUUACAAUUGUUCGCCGUCGUUCAACUGGAAGAAGCAUCUCUCGCCGACGCAAAUGGAGAAGUUCCAGAAGGAGCUCGGCGCGAUGGGAUUCAAAUAUCAGUUCAUCACACUCGCCGGAUUCCACGCCAACAGCUAUAGCAUGUUCGAUUUGGCGCGAAACUACAAGGAGCACGGAAUGCUCGCCUACUCGAAAUUGCAGGAGGGCGAAUUCGAGGCGGAGAAGCACGGAUACUCGGCGGUGAAGCAUCAGAGAGAAGUCGGAACCGGAUACUUUGAUAGUGUCUCGAAGGCUGUUACUGGCGGACUUUCGAGCACCACCGCGCUUUCAGGAUCCACCGAAGAGGCUCAAUUCCAAACAUCUGCAAGUGCCACCGAAGACGAGGAGAUCCUUUCGCUCACCGCUAGUCCAGUCGCUGGCGACGAGAAGAUUCUCACGCCGGACGCGCUUCGCUUCAUUCGCGACCUCAACACCGAAUUCAAUCCGCGUCGUCUCAAGCUUCUCGCGAAACGCCAACGCGUUCAGGAGGACAUCAACUCGUCGAUCUGGUUCCCCGACUUCAACGCUGAAACCGAGAAGUUGCGCAGCGAUUUUGGAUGGCGCGGUGCCGAGAUUCCGCAGGAUUUGCAGAAUCGUCGCGUUGAGAUCACCGGACCGACCGAUCGCAAGAUGAUCAUCAAUGCCUUCAAUUCGGGAGCCAACGUGUUCAUGGCGGACUUUGAGGAUUCAAACUCGCCGACAUGGAGGAAUCAGCUUGAAGGUCAGAUCAAUCUCUAUGACGCCGUCCGCAACAACAUCUCCUAUGUGCAUCCGACCACCAAGAAGGAAUACGUUCUCGGAAAAGAACGCGCUGUGCUCAAAGUCCGUCCACGUGGAUGGCAUCUUCCGGAGAAGCACGUGCUGAUUCACAAUCAGCCAACGUCGGGAUCCCUCUUCGAUUUUGGACUCUUCGUCUUCCACAACGCUCGCGCCCUUAUCGAUCAGGGCUCGGGACCAUACUUCUAUUUGCCGAAGCUCCAAUCCGCCGAGGAGGCGCAACUCUGGGCUGAUGUGUUCAAAUACACUGAAGACAAGCUCGGACUACCAAAGGGAACCAUCAAGUGCACUGUGCUCAUUGAGCAUUUGCUUGCCAGCUUCCAACUCCAUGAGAUCAUCUACGCCCUCAAGGACUACAUUGUUGGAUUGAAUUGCGGACGAUGGGACUACAUCUUCUCCUACAUCAAAACGUUCCAGGAGCACCGCAAAUUCCUUCUUCCCGACCGAUUCCAAAUCGGAAUGACGGCGCCGUUUAUGAGAAACUACUCAUUGGAGGUGAUCAAGGCGUGCCAUGAGCGUGGAAUUCACGCGAUGGGCGGAAUGGCCGCGCAGAUUCCUAUCAAACAUGAUCAAGUCGCCAAUGACAAGGCUCUCGCGCUCGUCAGGAACGACAAGGAGCGCGAGGUGACUGAUGGACACGACGGAACCUGGGUGGCUCAUCCGGGUCUCGUUCCAGUCGCCAAGGCUGUCUUUGAUAGCAUGAUGCCGUCGCCAAAUCAAAUCCAGAAGAAGAUUUCCCGCUCUCCAGUCACCAAGGAAGACCUCACCGCGAUUCCGGAAGGAACUCGCACUGAAGCCGGAUUCCGUCACAACAUCAGCGUCACACUUGGCUAUCUUGACUCAUGGCUUCGCGGCACCGGAUGUGUUCCAUUGUACAACUUGAUGGAGGACGCGGCGACCGCCGAAAUCUCGCGUGCUCAACUCUGGCAAUGGCUUCGUCAUGACGCGAAACUCGAAGACGGCCGAACCAUUGAUGCCGUUCUUGUGAAGCAGACGAUCGCCGCCGAAGCCGAACGCCGCCUCAUUCGCGCCGGUUCGGUUGUCAAUCGUAUUCCAGAGGCGGCCGAGCUUCUCGAAAAAUUCGCCACCGAAGAGAAGAUGUCGGAUUUCUUGACGCUCGAUGCUUAUGACAAGCUCGUUUCCGAAGGAUACUAA